AUGGAUAUGGAGGAUGAUCUUGAUGAUGCUUUACUUGUAGUGCAAAGCAGAGAAGCUAACAAAGCUGUUGACCCUCCUGUCAGGGAUGAUGAAGGCUCCAUAAAGGAUGGGAAGAGAUGGGAUGCUGAAGAGGAACAUCCAACAGAAGUCAGAGAACUGGGUAAAAGCAAAUGGUCAGAAGAUUUUGGUGAAGAUGACCUCUGCCAAACUGAAGGUAUGAAGGGCAAUAUUAAUGCUCUGUCUGGGUUAAUUCAUCAAUAUGGCAAGGAAAGAAAAUCUGUACAUUGGGGCGAUCAGGUUGGCAAAACAGGAUUUUCAAUUGGGACUGCAAGGAAGGUAACCGCAUUGUCUUUAGUGAUUGGGCCCGGUGCUGGAUACAACCUGAAGUCAAAUCCGUUAUCUGAAGAGGAAAGUCCAACCCAAAACAGUGCGGAACCAAAGAAGCACGGCACAUUUCAGGAACGAAUCCGGGCUGAACGUGAAUCAUUCAAAGCUGUCUUUGAUGGGAGACGUCCACGGAUUUGA
Molecule: messenger RNA, 525 nt
Organism: Vicia faba (fava bean)
Lineage: Eukaryota; Viridiplantae; Streptophyta; Magnoliopsida; Fabales; Fabaceae
Source: the annotation of a GenBank genome assembly